AGAGAGUCCCUGUCUGUGGUCAACAAUUAUUAUCAUGAUUUUAUAUUUUAUUGGAGAAAGAUCAAGUGGAGUUGAAUUUGAAUAGCAUCUAUAACUAUAAUCGAUUAUAUUUGGUUGACCAGGAUUAUAUGUGAGGGAACUAACUUAUAUUUGAGAAACAAAUAUUAUUUUCUGAUUGAAGCUUUUAUUCAAUAUAAUAGUUCAGGUGUGUUGUGUAUCUAAGUUGGAUAUUUCGUUUUACUUUAAUUAGUGAUGAGUGAAGGUCUGAAAGAAACCGAUAAUAAAAGUGAUGACAAGAAGAAAAUCGAAGCAGAAGAAAUGGAACAGAUUAUGAAUGUUGAAAAUAAGGAAAAGAAAAUAAAGUCUGAUAACAAAGAGGGAAUGGAAGUGAAACCAAAAAAAAUACCUAUUGGAGGUAUUCAAAUGCCUGGAUUUUUUACCAGGAGCAAAUCAAAGGAGAAAUGUAAGGAUGAUGAUGAUCAAAAUGAACAGGAGGAAAUUGAUCUCAGGGAUCAAAAGGAUAAAACCAAGGAAGAUCUGAAAGAAAGAACUGUGCCAAGAAUGGUUAAAUUACCAAACCCAUUUAGGAAAUCGAAGUUGAUGAAUGAUGAUGGAGAAACUAUAUCAACAAAGCAUAAAUCUCUCCUAAAUAGGCUUUCUAUAGGAACUGUGAUACCAGGUUUAAAGAAAGAUUCUGAUAAUAAUCUAGAUAACCAGGGGCAAGCAGGACUUGCAUCAAUAGAAACUUUAGAUGAGAAGAGUGGUGAUGGAAAAUCAGAGGAAAAGUUAAAAGCUCAAGAAAAGGAUGUUGAAAAGCAGGCAUCUUCUGAUAGUUCAAGUUUUGGACAGUUUUUCAUCACUUACAAAUAUGCUAUAAGUGGAGUUUCAGUUUUCUUGUUAUUUCUGAUAAUAAUUUUGAUUGUAAUAUUCUCCUACCAAGACAAAACUAUUUGUGAAGCCCCAGUUAAGGAUGGAAAAUAUGUGAUGACGGUGACAAGUUGUGGGAGGGUUGAAGGUUUGAUUGAGGAUAGUGCAGUCACUUUUAGAGGAAUUCCAUAUGCUCGGCCUCCCGUUGGCAAUCUCAGAUUCGAAUAUGCUCAACCUCUGAAUAAUAUAAACCAUUGUUGGAACGGAACAUUAAUAGCUCAUAAUGCAACUGACAACUGUCUUCAGAUUCACAGCAAUGGAUCAAUAAGUGGCUCAGAGGAUUGCCUGACCCUCGAUGUUGUAACUCCAUAUGUACGCUAUGACAAUCCUUUACCAGUAAUCGUUCUAAUUGGGGCUGAAAGUUUGAUUGGAGACUCUCCUGGAAAGAUGAGGCCUUCAGCCAGAUAUGCCAGAUCCAAAGAUGUGGUAUUUGUCCGUCCCAACUUUAGACUCGGUGUCUUGGGAUUUUUGGCUCUAGAUAUUCUGAGUAAUGAUGAGUAUCCUCAUCGUUCCGGAAACUAUGGGUUGUCAGAUAUUUUAGAGGCGUUGAAAUGGGUACAGUUGAAUAUUGAACAUUUUGGAGGUGAUCCAAAUUCAGUCACAUUGUUUGGGUAUAGAGCUGGGGCUACAUUGGUUACAUCCUUAGCAAGUAUUAGAAAACCCCAGGAAUAUUUUACCCGGGCUUGGGCAUCUUCUGGCAGUUCAAUUUAUCCGAAAAAAUCCAGACCUGAUGCUGAAAAUAAUAACAGAAAAUUCCUUGAAAUAAUCCAGUGUGACAAUGUUGAGUGUUUGAGGAAAAUGGAUGCUGAGAAGUUGCUCAACGCAGUUGAAGACACUUGGAGGAAACCACAGCCCGAUUUACCCCAUCCUGAAGAAGAUCCUAGCAAACUUCAUGAAUGGCUGGUUUUAGAUGGGGAUAUUUUACAAGAACAUCCAGCCACUGUUUUGGCAAAUGAAGACUUGAAAGUACAACUCGUUAUUGGAUCCACAGCACAUGCAGCUUAUUCUGAAAAAUUGCUCUUUAGAAAUAAGGAAUGGACAGAGUUUCUCGUCAAGGAACAUAUAAAUAUGUCCCUUUUGGCGACUAAGAACUUAACAAAUGAGGUUACUAGUAUGUAUCCAAUGAAUUUUAAAGGUUUGACUACCAUCAUAUCUGAUAUUCGCAUUGUUUGUCCGUUACUAUCGAUAUCGAGUGUUAUGCGAAAAGUUCCAUUUUAUGUCGUUACACAAACACGUGGUGAACAAGACCUUGCCGAUAUUGAAUCAGAUGUUGAUGCAAUAUUAGGAAGAUACGAGCCGAAAACGCCUGAACAACGCAGAUAUGUAUCUGCGAUGCAAGGUUUGUUCUAUCAUUUUGUUUGGCACGGUAAAAUUGAACAGCAAAAUAUUGGACAUGAAGUACUCAUUGUUGGACAAGAUGUUCUACCAAAUUCUUCUUACUCAAAAUGUGACUUUUGGACGACAAAGAAUUUUGUACCCGCUUAUGCAGCUCUAGAUUAGGAAUUUUCUACCAUUUUAUAUUUAUACAUCUUUUAUAUUUGUAUAGUGUUUGUGCAUUUAAAAUAUACUCCCAACGCUAUUUCUUGUAUAUCGGCCUGACUAUACAGUAUGUCCCGUAGAGAGUGCCUAUUAUAAGUUUACAGAUAUUCCAAAUGGAACAUCCCGUAUUAUAUUAAUUGUUUUUCUAAUUCUACCUUCAUUUCAUGUAACGAUUCUUAUAGUUGAGUAGAUUCCAAGUUAUUCAUGUUGCGCACCUUAGUAAUAAACAGUUUCUUUCAAGCCUUCAUCUUCAGUUUAUUUCAAAAAACUUUGCAUAAGUCGAAAACUACUCAACAUAGCUAUACAGAAUGUUUCAUGAAAAGAAAGCAGAAUGUGAUUAUACAUUUGAAAAUGUAAUAACAUACGAUGUGUUUCAUUCGAAAUAAGCGAGUUGAUAAGCAAUAUAUCGGUAUACCGAUUGCAAAUAUUUUGAAAAGUAAGGUUCAUCUACCUAAUGUCUUUGUUCAAAGUUUCAAACAUAUCCAAUAAAUAUUUCUCCGUAAAGUUCGAAUGGGCACUCCUUGUGGGACAUCCUGUGUACUAAAUAAUGAAAUCCAUAAGUUAUACGAUAAAUAGCGUAUUCAAGUCCAAUUAUUAUAUCCAAAAAUUCUGUUGAAGUUGUUACUCAUUCUCAAUUUGUGAAUGUGAAGUUUCAACUGUCUACCACGGCUAUCAUUUUGUAUGUUUGCUUUCUGACCAACUUUUCAUGGUGAAUCCUACUUUUGAAAAAUCAGUUUGUGAUUUGCCCUGGUUGAAUUUUAAUCUGAAAUGUUUAUUUAUUUAGGAUUGAAAAUGUUAAGACUGCAUCUCGUGAGAUUAUUUCCGUAACAUGACUGGUAUAUAUGAUCUCGAUUUUUUAUUCUUAUACAAAAUAUUUAUUUUUGACAAGAUUUUUGAGUUGAAUGUAAUGCCAAAAACUAGGUAGUUCAUAAUAUUCUAACCAAUUUGAGUGUAUGUAGUAUUAGAUAAUAAGCUUUUGAAGCUGUGCAUGUUAUUUACCAGUAUAUCUUUUUUUCUCUAUUUAUUCAAUACCGAUAUUAAAUAGUUAUCUUUCCAGUGUGAUACAGACAAAAUCAGUUUUUUAUUAUAGCUGCUGUUUAUACCAUGUGUAAAUUUUGUCAGGCGAAUUUUACAUUUUUCGAUUAUUAUGUACUCAUGAUCUCAAGAACUGAAACUUUUCAAAAAUGUGAAAUGUGCCGUCCCAAAAGAAGAAUUAUGAGAACCAUUGAAUUUUCAUAUCGAGGGUUUCGUGCCAGAAGGGCUUAUCCAUAACCUCGGUAACUUUGUGGAUACGCCCUUUAGGCACAAAACCCUCUAUAUUAUCAAAUUGUAAAAAGCUGGGAAACUCUUCUAUUGAAAAAGAGUGUUACUUCAUUUAAACUCCUCAUAAAAUGUGAUUUCAGUGAAACUUAUUGCUCAUUUUGUUUUGAAAUUUGGAUUCAACACUGAUGUUUGUACUGUAUAUUUUAUUAAAUAUCGAAUUAUUAAA
Coccinella septempunctata (seven-spotted ladybird) is the source of this 3955-nucleotide messenger RNA. RefSeq names its product neurotactin. Lineage: Eukaryota; Metazoa; Arthropoda; Insecta; Coleoptera; Coccinellidae. The record is from RefSeq and is a predicted model, not a curated record. The transcript is spliced from 6 exons. Bases 253 to 2427 code for a protein of 724 amino acids.